Messenger RNA from Kluyveromyces marxianus DMKU3-1042, 2622 nucleotides. It is a transcript of the gene VAC14, whose product is annotated as Vac14p. The record is from RefSeq and is a predicted model, not a curated record. Lineage: Eukaryota; Fungi; Ascomycota; Saccharomycetes; Saccharomycetales; Saccharomycetaceae. The coding region runs from base 1 to 2622 and encodes 873 amino acids. The transcript is spliced from 2 exons. Gene Ontology annotation, biological process: positive regulation of kinase activity; phosphatidylinositol biosynthetic process. Gene Ontology annotation, cellular component: endosome membrane; PAS complex; fungal-type vacuole membrane.
AUGGAUAAAUCCAUUGCCAAAGGUCUAAAUGACAAUAUAUACGAAAAACGAAAGGCAGCUGCUCAACAGCUAGAGAAAUUCACUAGGGAGUGUAUUCAAAACGGUGAUCAUGAAACUCUCGAGAAAAUUAUUGAUGAAUUGUGUAGGGAAUAUGCCUAUGCAUUAGAUAGACCUAUGGCACGUAAUGCGGGCCUCAUGGGGCUUGCUGCCGUUUCAAUUGCCCUUGGAUCAAAGUAUUUGAACAAGUACUUGGAUACGAUUCUACCACCAGUUUUAGCUUGCUUUGGGGACCAAAAUGAUCAGGUAAGGUUUUAUGCGUGUGAAAGUUUAUACAAUAUUGCCAAAAUUGCAAAGGGAGACAUGCUACUCUAUUUCAAUGAAGUUUUCGAUGUUCAUUGCAAGAUUAUCGCUGACUCGGAUCCAUCCAUUAAAGCUGCUGCCGAAGUGUUAGAUAGAUUAAUGAAGGAUAUUGUCUCGGAGUGUGCUACUACGCAUGUUGUUCGUGUAAAUAAUGAUCCUAAAGAUGCUCCGCCGGCCACAAUAACCGACCCACAUACAGGAGAGGUGCUAGCUAACAAUGAGCCCCCAUAUGAAGAGAACGAAUCUAAAUUGGCUUUCUCUCUUCCAAAGUUUAUUCCCCUUUUGAGCGAACGUAUUCAAGCUGUCGACCCUAACACUAGAAUAUUUAUGGUUGGUUGGUUACAGGUACUCGAAAACAUCCCAGAUCUUGAACUCAUAUCAUAUCUUCCAACAUUCUUAUCUGGACUAUUCACAUACUUGGGGGAUUCUCAUAAAGAUGUUAGAGUAAUCACACACUCCCUUAUUGACGUUCUAUUACAUGAAGUUGAAAGGGUUGCUAAUAUUCAAAAGCAGUUGAAAGAACAUGAGACCGAGAUUCAACGUCAAAAGCAUGCCUCUAUGAUGGAUUCUACACCAAUAAAGAGAACUGAUGGGGCAUUGAUCAGUGAAAGAAAAAAAUCUUUGAUAAACGCUCUUGAACAACUUUCUACUAAUGAAAAGGCUGCUGGGUCUGUUGACGCAUCAAGUGCCAUCGAAAAUGUUAAUUCAGAUCCAACGGACUCGCUUGCUGAUUCCACUGAGAUGUCGAAGAUAGGUAAUAACAGGUAUGGCGAUAUUUAUAUACCCGGGCAAGAUAUUCAUUUGGAUUUCCCUAAAAUCAUUGAAAUCCUUGUUAACAAUCUAACAUCGUCGGAAACAGAAAUUCAGGGAGUGGUUCUAAAAUGGAUUGAUGUUUGUCUCAACAUUGACCCUGAUGGCUUUAUUCCAUUUUUGACAAAAUUAUUGGCAGUAUUGUUGAAGUUGCUCAAUGAAUCCGAUGUUGAGUUUUGUGAAAUGGUUCAGAAAGUAAACCAAAAGUUGAUCUCUCUAACGCAACGACCUGAUGUUAGCUCUGAGGGAAUUAAAUAUGGACCAAUUGUUAAUACAUUGACUCUACAUUUCUUAGACAGCAACGCUACAACAAAAGAGGCUUGUUUGGAUUGGUUGAUCCUAAUCCAUCAUAAAGAUCCAUCUCAGUUAUUGGAACAUCAUGACAGCACAUUUUUAACGUUGCUCAAAUCUCUCUCUGAUAGAGAUGAAAGGUUGGUGUCAAAGUCAUUAGAGUUACUCAGGCUGUUGUGUAACACCAGUCCUGAUAACUAUUUCAAAAAAUUCAUUCAAAACUUAUUAUCGUUAUUCAGAUCGAACGAAAAGUUAUUGAAGACUAGAGCUAAUUACAUUUUGAGACAACUUUGUUUGAAACUUUCCGCUGAGAGAGUUUUCAAAAUAAUAUCAUUGAUGCUAGAUGGCAAUGAUGAUAUAGUUUUCACUAGGAUCAUGGUGCAGAUAUUAAGUUCUAAUCUAGUAACUGCCCCUGAACUUUCAGCCUUAAGGAAGUCAUUAAGGAAAGGGGAAGACUGGACAUGUUUUAGUAUCCUUUUCAAAUCUUGGUCGCACAAUCCCAUUUCUCUGUUGUCAUUAUGUUUGAUAUCGGAAAAAUAUGAACUAGCGUAUAACAUUUUAAAGACCUACGUUGAUUAUGAGUUAUCAGUUAAUGACCUAAUUCAAAUUGACAUAUUAGUGCAGUUUUUGGAGUCUCCAGCAUUUACAAGCCUUCGUAUGCAAUUGCUGGAACCUUACAAAUAUCCAUACCUUUACAAAUGCUUGUAUGGAAUCCUUAUGGUACUACCCCAAUCUAAAGCGUUCCACAUUUUGGACAAUAGGCUAAACAGUGUUGGUAGGGUUGCUUCUCAAUCAUUAUCUAGUAGCCCGGGCCACUCCUCCCCUACUUCAAGUGUAGGUCGCGGUUCAUCUAAUGGUUCUACGCAAUCUGGUUCAACAAGAUGGCAUCAAUACCAAGAUCUAUUGGAACAUUUUCAACAGGUAUGUGAACAGCAUAAUUGUGACGGCUCUACGAGGAAAUAUAAUGAAAAUAACUACGUUCUUCUUAACGAGAUUCUGUCACCAAAUAACACCAUCAACCCCAAUAUUAGCCAUACACCAAUUACUGAUGCCAUGAAUAACACAUUAGAACCAGAUGUAAGUGACAGUGAGUCUGUUAUAUAUAGAUCAAAUGACUCUCACAGUAGAUUGGGAAUGAGAGUAAAGUCCAUUGAACACUAG